AUUCAACAUUCAACCUCUUUCGACAGUCUCGAGAAAAUAAGUGAAACCAUGUCGUUCAAAGUAAAAACCCUUAUUGUGCUGUUUGCUUUUGUCGGACUUAUUGUGGCCCAAAAUUACUACCAACAACCACAACACCACGAAGAAGAGCAUGGUCCUGUGCAUUACGAGUUUCACUACGAUAUUCAUGAUGAUCAUACCGGUGAUGUGCAUGGCCGCAAGGAGGAACGUAAGGAUGACCACACCCAAGGAGAGUACUAUCUGAUUGAUGCUGAUGGUUACAAGCGUACCGUAACAUAUCAGGUUGAUGGCAAGAGUGGAUUCAUCGCACAAGUACACCGGGAGCCAAUCAAGGGAUAUCAGGCACCACAACCUCACAAGGUUCUUGCUGUACCGGUGCAAAAGCACUUCUAUCACCAUUAACCUGUCAUCCGACUGAUUAGCUAGUUCAUUUUCAUUCGACAGACGACGUUCAUCUAGUGCAAUUGUUGUUAAUAUAAUUAGUGAAUUUUCACUUAAU
Wyeomyia smithii (pitcher-plant mosquito) is the source of this 517-nucleotide messenger RNA. RefSeq names its product cuticle protein 19-like. The transcript has 2 exons. The record is from RefSeq and is a predicted model, not a curated record. Gene Ontology annotation, cellular component: extracellular matrix. Lineage: Eukaryota; Metazoa; Arthropoda; Insecta; Diptera; Culicidae. Bases 49 to 420 code for a protein of 123 amino acids.